This is a messenger RNA of Cucurbita pepo subsp. pepo (vegetable marrow), 1733 nucleotides long. RefSeq lists its product as uncharacterized. NCBI's taxonomy places the organism in Eukaryota, Viridiplantae, Streptophyta, Magnoliopsida, Cucurbitales, Cucurbitaceae. The record is from RefSeq and is a predicted model, not a curated record.
AGGAAGAAGAGGAGUAUACUUUUUCUUUGUUUACAUCUCUUCUCUGUCGCUUUUCUUCAUUGUUUUACAUUCUACAUUCCACAAAUUUGUCUUUAAUUUUCCCAUUCGUUAUCGAUUCUUCUCUUUAAAGCAAAAUCCAUUCUCCUCUGCCUCUAAUCUUCGUGGGUUUUUGCUUAUACCCUUCAAGAAUCCUUCCAUUUCCAUGGCGGAUGAAGCCCAUCGACCUGUUCUUCAACCCAUUUCUCAGAUGGGGUUUCGUUUUCUUCAAUUUUCUCUUUGAUUUCUUCGAUUUGGAGUGGAUUUUGAAGCUGUUCUUCAACCCAUUUCUCAGUUGGGGUUUCGUUUUCUUCAAUUUUCUCUUUGAUUUCAUCGAUUUGGAGUCGAUUUUGAAGCUUUUCUGAGAUGGGUUUUGUUGUUCAUCUCUGAUCAUUGCUGAUUUCAACCUGUUUUUCAACUCUUUUCUCAAAUGGGGUUUCGUUUUCUUCAAUUUUCUCUCUGAUUUCUUCGAUUCAGAGUGGAUUUUGAAGCUUUUCCGAGAUGGGUUUUGUUGUUCAUCACUGAUCAUUGCCGAUUCAAAUCUGUUUUUCCACUCUCUGUCUCGCCUUCCCCUGUUUCUCUUGAUUUCUGAAGCUCUCAACUCAGACAAUGAGGGAUUUCCCAUCGUGUUUUGGGGAAAACGGCGUCCAAGUUGCAGAUUUCUCUUCUUCCAACAAUGGUAAGACAGCUCAAAACCUUGUCACUUGUGUUUAUCAAUGUCGAAUACGAGGGCGUUCUUGUCUGAUUAGUAUCACUUGGAGUAAAAAUCUGAUGGGUCAAGGGCUAAGCAUUGCCAUUGAUGAUACCUCAAAUCAAUGUGUCUGUAAAGUUGAUAUCAAGCCAUGGCUGUUCUCUAAACGAAAAGGGUCUAAAAGUUUAGAAGCUUAUUCUUGUAAAAUUGAUAUCUAUUGGGAUCUUUCCAACGCCAAAUUUGGAUCUGGGCCUGAACCAUUGGAGGGUUAUUAUGUGGGAAUUGUUGUUGAUAAACAAAUGGUUCUUGUUCUUGGGGAUUUGAGAAAAGAAGCUUUCAAAAAGUCAAAUUCCUCCCCUGUUCCUUCCUCUGCUGUAUUCAUCUCCAAGAAGGAGCAUGUUUUUGGGAAGAAAUUGUUCUGUUCCAAAGCUCAAUUUUGUGAUAAUGGUCAGAUUCAUGAUAUUAAUAUCGAGUGCGAUACGAAUGGUGUUAGCGAACCGUGCUUGAUUCUUCGAGUCGAUUCGAAGACCGUGUUGCAGGUGAAGCGGCUGCAAUGGAAGUUUAGAGGGAACCAUACCAUUUUGGUUGAAGGGCUUGCAGUGGAAGUGUUUUGGGAUGUUCAUAGUUGGUUGUUUAGUUCAUCAGCUGGGAACAAUGCUGUUUUUAUGUUCAAAACAUGUUUGUCUGCUGAAAAGUUGUGGGGAAGUCAACCGGUUUGUGAUCCUAAUGUCUUGUCUUGGUCUUUCUCACAGAGAUUUUCAGACAGCAAAACACAAGAUCUUGGUUUCUCAUUGAUGUUACAUGCUUGGAAGAAUGAAUAGAGGAGUGGUUUUUGUAUUCUUUUUCUAAUUUUUAACAAAAAAAAGAGAAACUCGUAGCGAUUGAGAGAUUUUUAUCGUCCCUUUUCGCUUCGAUUACGUUCGAUCCGAUACAAGAUUGUAUGAACCUUUUCAUUGCUGGCUAGUACAUAUCUAAUAUAUGAUCACUUGUUUUAGCUUCUUGCUAU